Messenger RNA from Oppia nitens, 2313 nucleotides. RefSeq names its product steroid 17-alpha-hydroxylase/17,20 lyase-like. Gene Ontology annotation, molecular function: iron ion binding; heme binding; steroid 17-alpha-monooxygenase activity. Gene Ontology annotation, biological process: hormone biosynthetic process; progesterone metabolic process. The record is from RefSeq and is a predicted model, not a curated record. Lineage: Eukaryota; Metazoa; Arthropoda; Arachnida; Sarcoptiformes; Oppiidae. The transcript has 10 exons. The coding region runs from base 1 to 2313 and encodes 770 amino acids.
AUGCCACGAUUGCCCAAAUUAGGCUAUUUUUAUGCCGACCUUAUUGUUUAUAUACUGGUUUCCGGUAGUAUUUUGUUCAUAUCGGACGUAUGGAUAGUUGAAAUGUGGUCGGACAGGUGCGGCCCGUAUAUUCAGGCCGGUCGUAUGAUGGAUAGUCUAUCGGCAAUUGUCGGUCCAUUGAUGGUACAACCGUAUUUGGGUAGUAUAGCUAGAAAUAAUGGUCAACAGUUAAUACUAGUACCCUAUCUGAUAAUUGGUUUAAUGAAUAUUUGUUGCGGUUUAAUAAUGGGCAUGUUAUUUGGCAACAACCAUACUAUCAGUCAAUCGCAAUCAGCAUUCAUGACUACCGCCCUAUCAAUUGGACAGUCGGUUAGUCAACUGUCCUGUAUAGUCAUCAUUAAGUUUUCGGGUCCUAGUCUAAUAUUGUUCGCUAGUUUGGUCGUACUAUUUGUAUCGACACUACUGUUAGUAUUUGUUAAUCAAUUACAGCUAACUGGGCUUAUGUAUGCCUCCUGUGUACUGUUUGGUGUCGGCUAUGGACCGAUACCGGCCAGUUUGUAUACAUUACUCGAACGUAUAGUACCCGUAACCGACACUAUAGGUGCACUGAUUAUUGUAGCGUACAGUUUGCUAAACACUAUACUAACUCAGCUAACCGGCCGCUAUCUACAGGACAAUCCAAUGGGAUAUAGUCCAAACAUUCAAACUCGUGGUACACAAAAGUUAUGUCGCUUAGCUGAGAUCAAUUAUAGUGAGAAAUUAGGGUCACACAAUUGGGACUUAAUGCAAGAUUAUCUAUUAACUGUAAAUAUAAAAGAUAUAUGGAUAACAAUAUCAAGUUUACUAAUUGCUUAUAUGGUCUAUAAAGUGGCAAAAUUUUAUUAUCAAUAUUUUAGUCUACCUCCCGGUCCAUUUCCAUUGCCAAUAAUAGGCAAUAUUUUAUCAUUUCGAUCUAAACACCAUUCGGACGACAUAUUUAGGCAAAUGUCCAAAAAAUAUGGACCAAUAUUUACAAUACAUAUGUUUAAUACACCGCUUAUUGUUAUCACUGACAUAGAUAUUGCUAGAAAUGUAUUCAAUAGAAACGAUUUUGCCGGACGUCCUAAUAGCUAUUUUGGAAGUUUAUUUACAAACAGCAAACAUUGUGAUGUAAUUUUCAACGAUUACGGCCACUCAUGGAAAGCACUGAGACGUGUAGCGCACGCGGCCAUACAAAAAUAUUCAAUAAAUGAGCGUUUGGUGAACGUAACGGUCGAUUCUGUUGAUAAAACAGUGGGAAUAAUGUUAGAAACUGAUGGUCCGGACAAACCAAUCAAACCGUUUGAUUAUAUAUACCAUAUGUUUCUGAAUGUUUUGGCUAAUAGUACUUUUGGUGAAAACUAUAACAUGAAUGAUCCGGAAUUUAAAUUUUUAAAAUAUUUUCUAAACGAUUUCAUUAUAAAAGAAGCUGGGUCACAUUUUUUAUUAUGGGAUAUAUCGCCUAUAAUACGUUUAUUGGACAGAAAAUUGGUUACGAAACAUCAAAAACUAAUUGCAAAAUCAAUUAGUCUAAUAUCCCGAAAAUUUACCGAACAUUACUUGGAUUAUAAUCCCGAUAUUGAACGUGAUUUUUGCGAUGCAUUGAUUGCUAGUAAAAAUGAUGCCAUCCGUGAGGGCAAACAGUCCCGACCCUAUCUAACCGAUCGGAAUCUAUCGAUGACAUUGUUGGACCUGUUUAUUGCCGGUACCGAUACUAGUCAUCGUACAUUUCAAUGGUUGCUAUUGUUUUUAGCCUAUUAUCCCGGGAUUCAAUGGAAAUUACGCGAAGAAAUUAAUAGACAAAUAGGUGACCGAUUGCCCAGACAUGAGGACAGACAUCUGUGUCAUUAUGUGAUGGCAUUUAUAUCGGAAACCUUACGCUACAGUAAUGUUAUACCAAUGGGUGGUCUGCAUAGUGCUGUAGUUGAUAGUAAAAUAGGUGACUAUACUAUACCUAAAGGUAUGUCCAUAAUAUGCUAUCAGGGUAUUGUAUUGCGAAACAAUGAUACAAAUCAAUGGACUAAUGGCCUGGAUUUCCUACCCGAGCGUUUCAUUGACCCGAUUAGUGGCCAGUUUCUGGCCAACCAAUUGCCUCCAUCGUACAUACCGUUUGGUUUGGGACGUCGUGUUUGUUUAGGCGAAAAGCUGGCCAUAGCUAACCUAUUCCUAGUGUUGGUCCGUUUUCUACAAUCAACCCAUAACUAUGAUAUUUGUUUAGCCAAUAAUGAUAAACCAAUUGAUCGUUUAAUUACUAUAAAAGCCGAUCCGUCUAUUACUGACAAUCAAUCAAGUUAA